AUGACUCUCUCUAGUGUCUCUGCCUUCCCCACCAGCAUACCCAGCCUCGCUGCGCCAGCUGCUGCUGCUGCAGGCCCCACGGAAGGGUCGGCAGCAGCACCAGCACAGGUAGCAACACGUGCGCCAGCAGUUGCUUCAGUCUUGAGGCAUUCAAGCUUACUAGAGAUGCAACAGCAGUUAAGCCAAGCCGCGGGAGCGGGGGCGCUGCCUGGUCUGGACCCUAUUGGCUUUAGGCCCCCGGGAAUGCAUGAUGGGACGAACCUUGUAAGCAUACCCACACCAAAAGUACUGCAAGUCGUAGGUAAUAUUGAGCGCAGCAGCAGCAGCCACAGCAGCACCAGUAGCCGCACGAGCAGCUUCCUUCCAAUGGUCAUCGAGUCUUCCAGCGAAACCUGGAGCGACUCGGAGGAAGAGGAAGAAGGCUGGAUGGAGGUCGUUUUGCAAGCGCCCGACAGUGGUGGCUGUACCUACCAAGAUUAUCACCUGGAGCCGUAUGCUAAUGCAGAAGGGAGGCUAGAAGCUCCAGCCGAUGACAUGGAGCAGCGUCAGCAGACACCGGAAGGCAGAGUGCAACAGAAACGUGUUCAGCAGCACGAGCAGCAGCGAGGUGCUGGAUACUCUUUUAUGCAGGAAUUAGCGGCAGCCCUCCGAUUCAAGGUGAGAGAUGCCCAUGACGGUUUCGCUGACGAGAAAGAGCCAAAAAUCGAUCCAUGUGGAGCAUCAGUGACGCAGGAAACCGCAGCAACAGCGAGCGGGAUUGUCGCGUUGCAGAUGGAGCUCUUGCACUUGUCCAGGGAGUCCCGGAAGCAUCGACGUCACAAGACGGCGGGUGCUUGGACUGAAUCGGCAGGCUCGUUUUCUUCUACCAGCAGCAGCAGCACCAGCGGAACCCCCCGUACAGGCAGAAGCAGCAGCAGUAGUAGUUGUAGUUGCAGCAGCAGCCACACAAGGCCACGAGUAAUGCGACGCAUCUCAUCCUGCAGUAUUCCGAAUCUUAGAUGUAGAGACUCUACAGAGCCACCACUGCGGCGAACAGCCUCCGCCCCCAUGGGCGCACCCCGGCCAGCGCCCCAGUGGGGGAGCAUCGACACACGCCGAGUGCUCUUGCGAAGGAUUUCAGACAGACGGCUGGAAGCUGCAAAGCUACCGUUCCCUGCUGAUGGCGGCGAGGCUCGAACUACGCGCAUUGCUGCCCAAGAAACAUGGAGCAAUCAUGACGGAACCGCGGGCAGACCACCAGGUCCUGCGGAUGCACCUUGUGCGUCCGCUACCGCUCUCUCAGGGCCCGCUAUUGCUCAAAGGGAGUUAGCGGAGACUGCAGAGAUGGCGAGGCAGAGAAUGAAGAUGAGGCGUGAACUACGGGCUAAGGAUGCUGCGGCUGUAUUAGAACAGGAGAGAGAGCGGCAGGAACUUCAGCAGAAUGUCUUGUGGUGGUUCGCCAGUGAUAUCUUGUUGCCUUACCUUUAG
Cyclospora cayetanensis is the source of this 1467-nucleotide messenger RNA. RefSeq lists its product as uncharacterized. The coding region runs from base 1 to 1467 and encodes 488 amino acids. The record is from RefSeq and is a predicted model, not a curated record. NCBI's taxonomy places the organism in Eukaryota, Apicomplexa, Conoidasida, Eucoccidiorida, Eimeriidae. The transcript is spliced from 3 exons.